AUAUUAUCUCAUACAGAAAUCAAGUCCUCAUCAGUAUCUACAUCCAUUAACUCUUUUCGUCCGACUCCUUUUGGAAUCUCAACCUCUUUGAAGUGAUCAUUAUCCGAUUGCCUGCCAUUAUGCAUGCUAAGCAGAUUCUCCGGCGAGGAAGUUUGUUGGCUUGUAAAGCAGAUUUAAUACAUGCUGGUGUUCCAAAAGGCUUCUUACCGGUGUAUGUGGGAGAAUGUAGUGAAAAGAAGAGAUACAUGGUUCCAGUUUCUGUCUUGAGUCAGCCAUCAUUUCAAGAGUUGCUGAGUAAGGCAGAGGAAGAAUAUGGAUUCGACCAUCCAAUGGGUGGACUCACAAUUCCUUGCCGAGAAGAAACCUUCAUUGAUCUCACUUCUCGCUUGAAGGGGCUGUAACUCAUGGUUGUACAUUAGAUAUAACUUGCUUAGAGAAAUAUUUUGUACACACUGUAUAUAAGGAGGAAUUUGCAGAGAGAAAUCUUUGACACUGUACAUUUUACA
Messenger RNA from Rosa rugosa (rugosa rose), 506 nucleotides. Its product is annotated as auxin-responsive protein SAUR21-like. Gene Ontology annotation, biological process: response to auxin. The transcript has a single exon. Bases 120 to 401 code for a protein of 93 amino acids. NCBI's taxonomy places the organism in Eukaryota, Viridiplantae, Streptophyta, Magnoliopsida, Rosales, Rosaceae. The record is from RefSeq and is a predicted model, not a curated record.